Messenger RNA from Micropterus salmoides (largemouth bass), 1421 nucleotides. RefSeq names its product M-phase phosphoprotein 9-like. Bases 141 to 1406 code for a protein of 421 amino acids. Gene Ontology annotation, cellular component: centriole. The record is from RefSeq and is a predicted model, not a curated record. The transcript is spliced from 7 exons. Lineage: Eukaryota; Metazoa; Chordata; Actinopteri; Centrarchiformes; Centrarchidae.
ACAGCGGCCAGAGAUCACUGCAGUGCAGUAGCCAACCAGCAACCAGCUAGCCAACUUGUCUACUAACAGAGAAAUAUGGAUGAAACGAUGAUACAAGUCAACGGCUGUCAGACUGACCCCCUCUACACGGGCCCAUAAUCAUGUCCACAGAUGACAGUAUAUCUGAGGAUGUGUCCAGCUCGGGGGCUUUGAGCCAUUGCCAUGUCAGUGCUGACGGGGAUGGGGGUAAGGAGAGUGAGACCUCUUUGGUGUCCUCUGAGGGGACGUCAGCCUCGGGGCUGGCUGUCUCAGAGGGCAGACACACAACCUCCCAAACAACAGGAGGCACUGUGGAGAGCCGGCCCAUGGACAUCACACCAGCAUGUAACAAGAUCAGGAGUCUGUGUCUGAGCACAGAUGAAGCAUUUGAACAAGGGAAGAGCCUUCCAUUCAUCAACCCAAGUUCCCUUGAGACCCUUAGGGCUUUGGUGCAGGAGAUCCAGAGCAGUGGAGAGACAGACCCUGAGAUCUGGAAGGAUUGUGAGGGCCGAUGGUUGCAUCUGUUUCAGCUGGUUGAGAAGCAAUACCAAGAGCAAAUACUCGCUCAGCAAGAACAAUACCAGUGCCAAAUACAGUUGAUUCAGGAUGAAAUUAAGGCCCUGGUUCAGCUCCAGAACCGCCAGGCCAGCGUCCAGCCACACACAGAGUUCUCUCCAACUGCGAUGACCAAAACUACCACAAACACAAAGGACUAUAUUUUCCCUCUCCUCUCCAGUGAUAGCACAGUCUCCAGAAAUGUGACCAGUGACAAUGACUUUCUGGCAGCCCCUGUCCAUACCCCCUUUAGCUCCCCUUCGCCUCCGCUCCAGAGAUCAGAGACCGCCAACCAGGGGGAGGAGCGGGCAACCACAGUGCUGAGCAGUGGGUACGGGACUCUGUCUGCUUGGGAUACAGGUCUGGAACAUGUUGGGUCUCCGGGGGAAGAUGAUGAUCAAGGGAGGGAGAAACAAAACUGGCCCUCUAACCUCCAGGAAGAUCCAGAGACAACUGUGAUUGGGUGCCAGCAGGACUUUUCCAAUGAGACGACUCUCGGAUUGGAGGAACCUUAUCCACCAGUCUACCAGCAGAGAACCUCUGGCACCAGCCAGCCAUUGACCUCCUGGGCCCAGAGGCAGAAACUCAGGCCCAAGAAGAGCAAAGCAGGACAAGCUUCAUCCCAAAUCCCUGAGUACCUGGACCAGCCACGUAAAGAAUCCCAAAAGCAAAUCCCCCUGGAGAGCUCUGACUCCCAGGACCAGCAGCGACCGGCUGGGCCGUCAUCCAGCUCUUUUCCCCUGAGGAGGAGUGACAGCCUGAUGUCUGAGGCAUCAGGUAACAAUUCACUGACUCAGACAAAACACAGAACAGCAAGGCUUUGGCCAGUGUAAAGAAAUCACUAACCA